This is a messenger RNA of Closterium sp. NIES-65, 463 nucleotides long. The record is from the annotation of a GenBank genome assembly. NCBI's taxonomy places the organism in Eukaryota, Viridiplantae, Streptophyta, Zygnematophyceae, Desmidiales, Closteriaceae.
CCCCAUACUGCUUGCUUUCUCUCCAUCCCCACCCCCCCUGCGCUGCCUCAUCCCAAUCCAGGUGCGCUCAUUCGCUUCGCUUCGCAACGCCGCAGCAGCCGCUGCCGCCACUGCAACCGCCUCCUCCCACUCCCCAUCCCGUGCCGCAACACCUGGCGGCACUGGAUUGGCCGGGAGGAUCUCCACUGCCGUUGCUGGUGCGGCUAAUGCAGGCAGUGCUGCUGCUGGCAGAUCACCCCAUGCAAUCCCUCAUUUGUCUGCCUCAGCUGCUGCUGCAAUUUUGGCGCGAGAAGCGCAGCCGGAAGCCAUAGUUCGGGUGCCGAAGCAGCCUGAGGUUGAGUCGCCUCCAGGCACACCACCGAACGAGAUGGAGCUGAAUGAAGGGGAGGAGGGGCAGGCUAUGAAGGUAAUCAAGAGGAGUGCUGCAGAUGAGGCAGAGUGUCUAUCACGACAGCUUGAUUAG